Molecule: messenger RNA, 489 nt
Organism: Oppiella nova
Lineage: Eukaryota; Metazoa; Arthropoda; Arachnida; Sarcoptiformes; Oppiidae
Source: the annotation of a GenBank genome assembly
AUGUCGACAAUAAGUGACUGAAGUCUGACAUUACAUACGCUUUAAACUGAGUUUAAAACCGUUUAAACCGAUGUAAUCCUCGGCCGGACUCUCAUCCACUCUAAACACUCAUCUCUCGUCUCAUUUCAUGUAUAGCUCUCUGAGAGUGUCAUCCAUUCACACCACAAACCAAUUGAUUCUCAUUUUAUGUCAGUCGAAGUGAUAACUAUUGAAAUUCACACCCAUUUUAAGUCAAUACCAAAGAGCGAGCGGCCCUAUAAGUGUUCGGUACCGGAAUGCGGGCGCGCUUUCAUACAACUGUCAAACCUUCAGCAACACAUGAGAAGCCAUUGCUCUCUCGACAAAGUGGCCAAAAAUAAUGACAAGAAGUUUGUUUGCAAUCAUUGCGGUAAAGGAUUCAAAGGACAGAGCAGUUUAGCCACACACCAGUCGAAGACUUUGAUUUGUCUGUCUUUCAGACAAAAGCCCAAAAAUAGAGCAAAAACUUGA